Molecule: messenger RNA, 789 nt
Organism: Lutra lutra (Eurasian river otter)
Lineage: Eukaryota; Metazoa; Chordata; Mammalia; Carnivora; Mustelidae
Gene: LECT2
Product: leukocyte cell derived chemotaxin 2
Exons: 4
Coding region: 222-677 (151 amino acids)
Source: RefSeq, a predicted model, not a curated record
AACACUUUUACAUAGGUCCUACAUGUGAACCAAAUAGGUACCCAGGGAAUAUUCAACUUGGACUUGCUUCAUUCUCAUAUUUUUUGUGUGCGUCUCACACUAAAAUAAUGAGAGAUGCAACAUUCUGAGGCUAAAUAAUUCAAACUUGGCUCUUUUUCAAAGAGCGUGGGGGCAAUUCAAACUGUCAGAGGAAGAAACAUCAUAAAGAAAGCAAAAGCCAAAUGUUUUCCACAGGAGUCCUUCUUUCUGCUGUCUUGAUUUCAACGGCACUGGCUGGACCAUGGGCUAAUAUCUGUGCUGGCAAGUCUUCCAAUGAGAUCAGGACAUGUGACAGUCAUGGCUGUGGCCAGUACACGGCCCAAAGAACUCACAGGCUUCACCAGGGUGUGGAUGUCUUGUGCUCUGAUGGAUCCACCGUGUAUGCACCUUUCACCGGAAUGAUUGUGGGCCAGGAGAAGCCAUAUAAAAACAAAAAUGCCAUUAAUAAUGGUGUUCGGAUAUCUGGAAGAGGUUUCUGUAUUAAAAUGUUCUACAUUAAGCCAAUUAAAUAUAAAGGCUCUAUCAAGAAGGGAGAAAAACUAGGAACUCUACUGCCCUUGCAGAAAGUCUAUCCUGGCAUACAAUCCCACAUACAUAUUGAAAACUGUGACUUGAGUGAUCCUACCGUGUACCUGUAAGUGGAAGACACAUGACCACAUCUUCUAAAUAGAAAACCAUCUUCUUAAAAACCUGGAUGCAUAUCCUACUUUUCAAGAAAUUUGUGUCCAAAUAAAAACAUGAUGAAUGUAA